Amyelois transitella is the source of this 15930-nucleotide messenger RNA. RefSeq names its product prolow-density lipoprotein receptor-related protein 1 (gene LRP1). Gene Ontology annotation, molecular function: protein binding; calcium ion binding. The transcript has 88 exons. The coding region runs from base 342 to 14372 and encodes 4676 amino acids. The record is from RefSeq and is a predicted model, not a curated record. Lineage: Eukaryota; Metazoa; Arthropoda; Insecta; Lepidoptera; Pyralidae.
UUAGAUUGAUAAGUGGUGCGUGCGGCGUUUGUGAAAAACAAAUAAUUUCGUAAUUUAUUUCGAGUUUGAAAUGGUCAUUACUGAUUGAGUUUAUUGAUAAUAUUUUCAUCUUAUCAAUAGUGUGUUUUUAGGGAUGUAAAGCGUAAUGAAAUAAAUAUCGUGCAACAAAUUUCAUUUUUUAUUCUGGGGUCACCGUAAUACGUUCGCAUCAAAUAAGGGUUGUAAUCUCCGCGUUAAAAUACUAGUACAAAUUAACAAGAAAGAAACCUUGAGAGGUGUGCAUCGGACAGUAAUUUGGUCAGGACAGUGAUGAGCUGGGGAAGAUAAACAUUGCUGCAGAGAUGAAGGCCGGGCGAGCGGGCCUGGCGGCCGGCGCGCUGCUCGCGUUGCUCUGCGCUGCCUCGGCCAACAUUACCCUGCCGCAUCCUGGCGUGCCCGGCGAGGCGGGCGAGGCGGGCGGGCGCGCGCUGUGCGGCGCGGGGCAGUUCGCGUGCGCGGACGGCUCGCGCUGCGUGCCCGCCGCCUGGCGCUGCGACGCACGCCCGCACUGCGACGACGCUUCCGAUGAAAUUAAUUGCACAUGGAAUACGACCUGCCUGCCGACGCAGUUCCGUUGCGCGCGCAGCGGCCGCUGCAUCGCCGAGUCGUGGCGCUGCGACGGCGAUGCCGACUGCGGGCCCGACGACCACUCCGACGAGGAGCCCUACACGUGCGAGAAGGACUUCAAAUGCCCGGGCAACGAAGCCCGAUGCGCGACGCCCAUGGACGGCCAGUUCGUCUGCGUGCCUGUCUACCAGUUCUGCGACAACGUGCGGCACUGUCCCGACGGUAGUGACGAGUGGGACAUCUGUGACGACAACAAGAUGUCAGUAGAAGGCGGGAACUGCUCCGAGCGCUGCGCCGUGGGCUGCCGCCCCACGCACGAGGGCCGCCGCUGCUACUGCCAGCACGGGUUCGAGCCCGUGGGGGAGGACGGACAUUGUGUAGACAGGGACGAGUGCCUUGAACCGUCGUCGUGCGCGCAGCUCUGCCACAACACUGUGGGAUCGUUCUCAUGCUCCUGCGUGGACGGCUACCGGCUGGAGGGCGGAGACUGUGUGCCUAUCAACGAUCCCCCGUCCCUUCCCCUGUCGGUGCUCGUGGUGACGCCGAGUGAGGUCCUGGUGGCCGAGCCCGGGCAGCCCGACAGGAACCUGUCGCUGUCGGCGCUCAACGUGCGAGCUAUCGACAUCAACUUCUCUAACGGGACGUUCUGCUACAUCCACAACAACGUGUCGCGCUCGGCGCUGGUGUGCGCGCGCGCAGACCUCUCCCAGCGGUGGGUGCUGCCCCAGCCGCCGCUCAUUCCCACGCUCAACUCGAUAUCCCACUUGGCAAUAGACUGGAUCUCCGGCAACAUGUACUUCGCCGAGGAGAGCAGCUCGGCGCUGUACGUGUGCAGCGGCGCGCUGGACAGCUGCCGGCUGCUGCUGGCCGCCGCCGACAAGCUGCAGGGCUUCGCGCUCGACCCGCGCAGAGGCUUGAUGUUCUGGUCGGUGUGGGGCGCGUCGCCGGCGGGCGUGUGGCGCGCGGCGCUGGACGGGCGCGCGCGCCGCCCGCUGGCCGCGCGCAAGCUGGUGUACCCCACCGCGCUGGUGCUGGACCCCGCCGGCGGGCACGUCUACUGGGCGGACACCUACCUGGAGACCGUCGAGCGGGCCGACUACGAUGGCCAGAACAGAGUCACCGUGAAGAACGCUUAUAGGACGCAGAAGCUGCAACAGAUCUCCGUGCUGGGCCCGUGGCUGUACCUGCCGGCGUGGGGCGCGCGGCGCGUGCGCGUGGAGGCGCGCUGGCCGCCGCGCUCGCGCCGCGCGCUGCCGCCGCUCGACACUGCGCAUGCGCCCACUGCCGCCGUGGUCUACCACCGGCAGAGGCAACCGAUGAUCUCCCACCCGUGCGCCAAGAACAAGGGCGGCUGCGCGCACAUCUGCAUCCCGGCGUACAGCGACGGCGCGGCGCGCGCGCAGUGCCUGUGUCGGCACGGCUACCGGCUGGCCGGCCACUUCGACUGCGAGCGCGUGGAGUUGGACAGCUACCUGGUAGUAGGCCGGGGGUCUCCCCCCAUGGUGCAGGCUCUGUCGCUGUCGCCGUCCGAGGACGAGGCCGCCGCGCCCGCCAGCGACGCCGCGCGCCCCACCACCGCCGACGUCGACCUGGAGAAGCAGUAUCUCUACUACUGCGAUGUGCACAGAUACGAGAUAGUUCGCCAGCGGCUGGACGGCACGGGCCGCGAGGUGUUCGUCUCGGAGGACGUGGACAACUGCGAGGGGCUCGCCAUUGACUGGAUCGGCCGCAACCUGUACUGGUCGGACGACGCGCUGGGCCGCCUGAGCGUGGCGCGCCUGGACGCGCCGCGCGCCGCGCGCGUGCUGCUGCAGGAGCCCGACUUCAACCCGCGGGCCGUCGCGCUCGACCCCGCCAAUGGCGUGAUGUACUGGUCGGUGUGGGCGAGCUCGGCGUCGGGCGGGCGGCUGGAGACGGCGCUGAUGGACGCCAGCGAGCGGCGCACGCUGCUGGACAAAGAUCUGCACUGGCCUAACGGACUGGCUCUCUACCAGGAGUACCUGUACUGGUGCGACACCUACCUGAACAAGAUCGAGCGACUAGAGCUGUCGUCGGGCAAACGCGAGCUGGUGCUGCGAGACGCGCCGCAGACGCCGGUGCUGAAGCCGUACGGGCUGGCUGUCUAUGAGGGUGCAGUUAUAUGGAGCGAGCACGCCACGGGCUCAAUCCGACGUCUGUCUCGAACCGACAACGUGACCACCCUGUAUUCUCUCCCACCGCCGCUGUAUGACCUCAAACUGGUGUCUAACACCGGGAGAACGGGCAGCAACCGCUGCUCAGUGAACAACGGCGGCUGCGCAGAGCUGUGCCUCGCGCGCGGCUCGUCGCACGUGUGCGCGUGCGGCGCGGGGCGCGCGGCGGCAGGCGGCCGCUGCGAGCCCGGCGGCGACGAGCACGCGCCUGCGCAGCGCUGCCAGCCCGGCCACUUCCAUUGCGGCCGGGGAGUAUGCAUCGACGCGCAGUACAUGUGUGACGGAGACGACGACUGCCCUGACGGCUCCGAUGAAGAUUCCUCUCCGACAGGACCUUGCGCCAACCGGACUUGUAGCGAGCUAUACAUGCAGUGUGACGUCAACAGGUGCAUCCCGAGAACUUGGGUCUGCGACGGCCUGAAAGACUGCGUAGACGGCACGGACGAGUCCCCCGCGGCGUGCCAGGCGGCGUCGUGCGGCGCGGCGCAGUUCCAGUGCGCGGCGUCGCGGCGCUGCCUGCCCGCCGCCUGGCGCUGCGACGGCGCGCGCGACUGCGGCCCGGCCGACCGCAGCGACGAGGACGACUGCCAGAGUGCAGAAUGCGGCGCCAUGUUCUCCUGCGACAACGGCGCAUGCGUGCCGUGGGAGUACUACUGCGACGGCGUCAGCGACUGCGGAGACACGUCCGACGAGCGGAACUGCCAGACAGAGCCUCAAGCCGCCCCGCCACUCACCACCACCAAACACAACUCACUCGCCCACGAGCACCGGCCGCAGCCCGCCGACCGCGCGCUGUGCGAGGACCACGAGUUCCAGUGCAACAACAGCGAGUGCAUUCGGAUUGAGUUUCGCUGCGACCAACACGUGGAUUGCUUCGACGGGUCCGACGAGGCGGGGUGCGCGCCCCUCCCCACCACGCCCGCCCCCUCCACGAGCUCCCCGCGUGACCUCUCACUGGAUUGCCCCCCACCCUCGCUCCUGUGCGACAACGCGACGCGCUGCGUGCCGCUGCCGCAGCAGUGUGACUCGCAGCCGGACUGCGCGGACGGCGCCGACGAGGCCGACCGCUGCGGCGAGCCGAUGUGCGCCGCCGCCGCGUGCGCGCACGCGUGCCGGCCGUCGCCGGCGGGCCCGGUGUGCGCGUGCCCGGCGCCGCUGCUAGCGCGCCCCGACGGCUCGUGCGCGCCCGCGUGCGGCGCGUGGGGCGCGUGCAGCCAGCUCUGCACGCCGCAGAAGAACAAGUACAAGUGCUCGUGCUAUGACGGGUUCCGGCUGGCGGACGACGGGUUUACGUGUAAGAGCACGGCUGCGGCUACACCUGUGUUGGUCUAUAGCAACCGCCACGAGGUCCGCGCAGUAGAACUCCCAUCGCUGACGUCACGAGCCCUGGUCUCCUCUCUGAAGAACACCAUCGCGCUGGACUUCCUGCUGGAAGAUGACGGCGUCACGCUGUACUGGACCGACGUGGGCGACGACAAGAUCUACCGCGGUUCUCUCUCAGCCACCACGCUGAGCGGCAUCGAGGUGGUGGUGCAGCAGGGGCUGUCGACGGCGGAGGGGCUGGCGGUGGACUGGCUGGGCGGCAACCUGUACUGGGUGGAGAGCAACCUGCACCAGCUGGAGGUGGCGCGCCUGGACGGCCGCCACCGCCGCACGCUCAUCGACCAGGACAUCGACAAUCCCAGGGCCAUCGCCUUGGACCCCAGAGUGGGCUACCUUUUCUGGAGCGACUGGGAGACAUCUUCGCCCCGCAUCGAGCGGUGCUCCUUAGCGGGGCUCCGGCGGACCACAGUGGUGAGGGUAGACAGAGUCACCGACGGCGCCUGGCCCAACGGUAUCGGGCUAGACCACCUCGCUUCCAGGCUGUAUUGGAUUGACGCCAGCUCGGACGCUAUACACACCACGGACUAUGACGGCGGCGACUACAGGGAAGUGUUGCGAGGCCACUCGGCGCUGUCGCACCCGUUCGCGAUCACGGUGUUCGAGUCGCACGUGUACUGGACGGACUGGCGCAGCAACAGCGUGGUGCGAGCCAACAAGUGGAACGGCAGCGACGUCACGGUCCUGCAGCGGACUCUGACGCAGCCCUUCGACAUUAAAGUGAUCCACCCAUCUCGUCAACCCCGCGGCGCGAGUAACCCGUGCGGAGUCAACAACGGCAACUGUUCCCACCUGUGUCUCAUAGACACGGCUUCCAGCAGGGUGUGCGCGUGUCCACACGUCAUGCGGCUGGCGGACGACGGGGCCAGCUGCGAGGCUCACGAGAAAGUGCUCCUGCUGGGCUCGGCGGGGGUGAUCCGCGGCGUGGACCUGCUGUCCCCGGCGGCCCCGCUGACGCCCACGCUGGCGGGCCCGCACGUGGCGGCGCCGCACGUCAUCCGGCCCAGCCCCGCCACCGGGGAGAUAUACUGGGCCGACGCGGCGGGCAAUGAAAUCAGGAAAGCUGACCUCGCGCACGGGAACCAUUCUGUUAUUGCUGAUAAUGGGGUGGAGAACCCAGUCGGCUUCGCUCUGGACCCGGCGGCGGGGCUGCUAUACUACAGCACGGGGCAGGCGCUGGCGGUGUCGGGGCUGGCGGGGCAGCACAUGUCGCUCGUGAUUCCCGACGGGCUGCUCAACCUCACCGCGCUGGCUGUGGACCCGCUCAGAGGCCGACUGUACUGGGCGCUGUCGGCGGCGGGCGGCGCGCAGCUGCACUCGGCGGCGUGCGACGGCGGCGACCGGCGGCUGCUGCUGGACGCCCGCGCGCACCCGCAGCAGCUGGGGGCGGUCGCUAGUCUGACGAUGGACGUGGAGAGCAACCGCCUGUACUGGGUGAACCUGGACGCCUCCUCCGUGCAGUACUACGACGUGGGCGCGGGGAAACUCUUUACGCUGCCGCUGCCCCCCGGGUCGCUGCCGACGGCGCUGGACGUGUACGGAGACGAGGUGAUAUACGCGGACGGCGCCGACGACACCGUGCGCGCCUGCCGCAAGACCGGCGGCGGCGGCGCCCGCCUCUUGAGGAACCAUACCGAACACGUGAUGUCGCUAGCGGUGUACGACUCGUCCGCCGCGCAGGCGGGCGGCGCGUGCGCGGAGCGGCGCGCGGCGUGCGCGGCGCUGUGCGUGCCCGUGGCGCCGCACGCCAGCGAGUGCCUCUGCGCGGCCGGGUACCGCAAGGCGGGCAGGGAUUGUAUAGCGAUGGAGCCGCUGCUGGUGUACUCGCUGAGCUGGGAGCUGCGCGCGCUGCCGCUGGGCGCGCGCGCGGCGGAGCCCGGGCCGCUGCUGCUGCCGCCCGUCGCGCAGCUCUCCAACGCCGACCAGCUGGGCUUCUACGCGGAAGAGGAAUGGCUGUACUGGGCGGACUCGGAGGCGGGCUGCAUCUGGCGCGGCAAGCGGGACGGCACGCGCCGCGAGCUGCUCGUGCGCCAGCCCGAGCCGCUCACGGCGCAAGCGCAGGACUGGCUCGCCGGUCUGGCAAUCGACUGGGUAUCAGGCAACAUGUACUGGUCGGACCCGCGACGCAACUUGCUGCUCGUGUCUCGGCUCGACGGCUCCAGACGAUAUGUUCUGUUGGACACUUCCCCGGCUGCUGUCACUAGCAUAGAAAUAGACGCGGCAGCUGGCUGGCUGUUCCUCUCCGGCGGGGGCUGGAUCGAGCGCUGCCGCCCGGACGGCUCCCAGCGCGUCCUCCUCCACAACGGCACCGGCGUGGCGGCCAUGGCGGCUGCCGACGGCUUCCUGUACUGGGCCGACUCCUGGGAGGCCGCGGUGUGGAGGAUCCCGUACGAGGGAGGCGACAAGGAGAAGGUGCUGGAGGGGAGGGGCGCCCGGAAGAUGAUAGCGGCCAUCGCGGUUUACAACGAAACGCUGUACUGGCUUGACACGAUGUCGGGGCACGGCAGCGUGGCCGCCGCGCCGCUCGGCAACGCGUCGCAGGCGCGCGUGCUGCGCGCCGGCGCGGGCGACAGCCUGCGCGCGCUGCUGGUGUGGGCGCGCGGCCGCCAGGACCGGCGCGCGCGCUCCGUGCGCAACGCGUGCGGCGCGGCGCGCGGCGCGUGCGCCGGGCUGUGCCUGUUCGACGGCGAGCGCGCGCGCUGCGUCUGCCCGCACGGGGACUUGGCGCCGGACGGACGGAAUUGCACGCCGUACGAGUCGUUCCUGAUGUACUCCCGCGUGACCAACAUCGACAGCAUCCACCUGACGGACGAGGCCGACCUCAACUCGCCGUACCCGCCCAUACACGACAGCGAGCUGAUGCGUAACUGCAUCAGCCUGGCGUACUGGUACCAGGAGUCGCGGCUGUUCUACUCCGACAUCCAGCGCGGCUCCAUCAACACCGCGCUCUUCAACGGCUCCGGUCACUCGCUGCUCCUGCCCAAGGUGGGCGCAGUAGAAGGCAUGGUGUUCGACUCGUCCUCGGGCUGGCUGUACUGGACCAGCAACAGCCCGGCGUGUAUCCGAGGGGCCGACAUGCGAGCCGCUUUAAAAGGCCUGACAGAACGGGCGGGCUCCACGGAACAAGCCGGCCAAUCAGACUCCACCGUGGGAAGCAAGUCUGGACGGAAAGACUCGACGGUGGGAGACCAGACAGAUGACACCUUGGAGAGUCGCGGACACAAGGGCGCCCCGAGGACGAUAUUGAGAUUGCCUCGCGGAGAUCACGUGCGGGGCAUCGAUAUUGAUGUCUGUGACAGCCGCCUCUACUGGACAAACUGGAACGAGUCGCACCCGUCCAUCCAGCGCGCGUACACGAGCGGGCUCGGGCUGCAGAGCAUAGUGACCACCGACAUCCUCAUGCCCAACGGCCUGGCGCUGGACCACGCCGCCAAGAAGAUCUACUGGGCCGACGCCAGGCUCGACAAGAUCGAGAGGUGCGACUACGACGGCUCGCAUAGACAGAUAGUGACCCACUCGUCGGCGGAGCACCCGUUCGACGUGGCAGUGUUCGGGGACUACGUGUUCUGGACGGACUGGAUCUCGCACGGCGUGUUCCGCGCGGACAAGCGCGCGGGCGACGUCAUCGCGCUGCGGCGGGACGUGCAGAGACCCAUGGCUAUCGUGGUGGUGGCGCCGCAGCACCAGACCUGUUCCCCGGACCCGUGCGUCCCCCUGAACGGCGGCUGCGCAGAAGUCUGUCGCACUGACGCGGCUGGGCGCGCCGCGUGCUCGUGCUCGGCGGACCGCGUGCUCGCCGCCGACGGACGCGCUUGCAUGCCCAAAGAUUCCAGAUGCGCGGGCGACCAGUUCGCGUGCGCGGAGGGCCCGUGCGUGCCCGGCGCGCUGGCCUGCGACGGCGUGCCGCACUGCUCCGACGGCGGCUCCUCCAGCGACGAGGACCUCUACUACUGCACGUCCCGUGCGUGUCCGCCGGGCACGCUGCGCUGCGGCGCGGGCGGGCGCUGCGUGCGCGCCGCCGCCGUGUGCGACGGCCGCGCCGACUGCGACGACGCCGCCGACGAGGCCGACUGCGACUGUCCGCCGGACCACUACCAAUGCGACGACGGCGCGUGCGUGGCGCUGUCGGCGCGCUGCGACGGCGAGCAGCAGUGCGCGGACGCCAGCGACGAGCGCGCGUGCGCCGCGCCCGCCUGCGCCGCGCUGGGCGCGGGCGCGCGGCCGUGCGCGCGCGGCGGCUGCUUCCUGCCCGCCUGGCGCUGCGACGGCCACGCCGACUGUCCCGACGGGUCUGACGAACACGAUUGUGAACCUUCUACGCCAAUAGAUGUAACAACGGAAGAGAUUCCCGCGGGAUGCGCGUGGGACCAGUUCACCUGUUCCCGCGAUCCAUUAGAAUGCAUCCCGUUGUCGUGGCGCUGUGACGGACACGCCGACUGCAGCGACGGCGCAGACGAGACUUUACACUGUCGGCACACCAACAUCACGUGCCUAGCUUCGCAGUUCACGUGCGGCGCUAGUGGCGCAUGCGUUCCUUUAUCAGCCCGCUGUGACGGCGCCAGCGACUGUCCUCGAGGAGAGGACGAGCGCGACUGCGCGUGCGCAGGGUUCGUUUGUCGCGCUUCUGGCCGCUGUUUACGCAUGAGUCUAUACUGCGACGGUGACCGCGACUGCGCGGACGGCUCCGACGAGCCGGCGGGCUGCCCCGCGCUGUACCCCGGCAUGCUGCCCCCCGCCACGGAGUCCCCCGACCCGCUGUCCCCCGACCCGCUGUCCCCCGACCCGCUGUCCCCCGCCGCGCCCCGGGCCCUGUGCCCGGCGCGGGGCGCUAUCUACUGUAGCGGCCGGUGCGUGCCCGCCAAUGCUGUGUGCGACGGAAGGGAUCAUUGUUUAGAUGGAUUAGGAGAAGGCGCAGGCUCCGACGAAGACCCCGCUAUGUGCAGCUCGUACCAGUCGGCACUCGGCGGCGAGUCGGGCGCGGCGGGCGGGCGCGGCGCGUGCGCGCGGGCGCAGUGGCGCUGCCGCGGCGGCGCGUGCGUGCCGCGCGCCGCGCUGUGCGACGGCGAGGACGACUGCGGCGACUACAGCGACGAGGCCGGAUGCAACAUAAACGAGUGCCUGGUGAACAACGGCGGGUGCGCGCACAACUGCUCGGAGCUGGCCGUGGGGCGCGGCUGCUGGUGCCGCGCGGGCUGGCGGGCGCGCGGCGCGGCCUGCGCCGACGUGGACGAGUGCCUGGAGGACCAGCCCUGCGAUCAACGGUGCAGGAACACCAUGGGCAGUUUCGUGUGCUCCUGCGUUGACGGUUACCGGCUCAUGGAAGAUGGCGUCAACUGCGCUCCUAUUACGGCUGGUCGUUCAUCCCUAAUCUUCACGAACCGCUACUACAUCCGGCGCACGUGGCUCGGCGCCCAGCCUUCCACCAGCCUGCUCGUGAGGAACCUCACCAACGCGGUCGCCUUGGACAUGGACUGGAAGGCCGGCUGUCUGUACUGGAGCGACGUCACCAGGCUCGGCAGCUCCAUCAAGCGCUGGUGCAAGCUGGACCACGCCGGGGACGCCGAUGAUUCUCACGAGCUUCUCCACGGCGCGACUCUCCAGAACCCGGACGGGCUGGCCGUGGACUGGGUGGCGGGCAACCUGUACUGGUGCGACAAGGGCACCGACACGCUGGAGGUGUCGCUGCUGGACGGCAGGCACCGCCGCGUGCUGCUGCGCGGGGGGCUCCGCGAGCCCCGGGCGCUGGCUCUGCAUCCGCAGCGAGGGACUUUAUACUGGUCGGACUGGGGUUCCGAGGCGCACAUCGGCCGCGCCGGCAUGGACGGCUCGUCCCGCGCCGUGCUGCUGCGCGACGGGCUCGGCUGGCCCAACGCCCUGACGGUGUCGCACCCCUCCAAUGAGCUGUACUUCGCGGACGCCAGGGAAGACUAUAUCGCCGUGUUGCCUCUGGGACAGGACUCGCCGGAGGUUCGCGUGUUGUUCCAUAGAGAAAGCCAGCCCUGGCUGCGCCUGCACCACGUGUUCGCGCUGGCGGCGUGGGAGGGCCGCGUGUACUGGUCCGACUGGGAGACGCGCGCGGUGGAGUCCUGCUUGAGGAGGCCCAUACGGAACUACAAGGAAUCGAACUCGUCAUCGCUGCCGGAGUCCGGCGGCGCCCACGCGUGCCGCACGAUCGUGCACACCGUGCACAAGCCCAUGGACCUCCGCGUCGCGCACCCCGCACGACAGCCGCCUAUACCUGAGCUGACCGCCCAAUGCGCUCGCCUGAACUGCUCUGGGCUCUGCCUACUGUCGCCCCUCCCCGACGGCACUCCCCCCGCCCCCGGCCUGUCUGCGCAGGCGCAGUGCGCGUGUCCCGAGCACUUCGUGUUGGCGGAGGACGGCCGCUCCUGCACGCCCAACUGUACAAGCGCGCAUUUUAUAUGUAAAACCACGCUGAAGUGUAUACCGUUCUGGUGGAAGUGUGAUACCCAGGACGAUUGCGGUGACGGCUCGGACGAGCCGGCGUCGUGCCCGGCGUUCCGGUGCCGGCCCGGCGAGUUCCAGUGCGACAACCAGCGCUGCGUGCACCCCUCCUACAUCUGCGACGGCGUGUCGCAGUGCGGGGACUACUCCGACGAGAAGGACUGCGACACCUUCACCUGCCUGUCGACGCAGUGGAAGUGCCCCGGCAACGCGUCGGCGAGCGUGACGGCGCGGUGUGUCCCGCAGCAGGCGCGCUGCAACGGCACGGCGGAGUGCGCGGACGCGGCCGACGAGCGCGACUGCCCGCCGCACUCCUGCCCCGCCAUGCAGUUCACGUGCGGCGACGGCACGUGCAUCCCGCAAGUGUGGGUGUGCGACGCCGACUCGGACUGCGCGGACGGCUCGGACGAGGGCGCCGCCUGCGCGCGCCGCGCCUGCGCCGCGCGCGACUUCCGCUGCGCGUCGGGGCGCUGCGUGCCGCGCGCCUGGCUGUGCGACGCCGAGCCCGACUGCCCGGGCCAGGAGGACGAGCGCGGCUGCGGCGAGCGCGCGCGCAAGCCCUGCGACCCCACGUACUUCCGGUGCCCGGAUUCCAAAUGCAUCCCCGGGCGCUGGCGCUGCGACUUCGAGGACGACUGCGGCGACGGCGCGGACGAGGCGGCGUGCACGCCGCGCAACUGCUCCGAGAGCGAGUUCCGCUGCGGCUCCGGCGAGUGCGUGCGCGCCGCGCUGCGCUGCUCCGGCCGCGCCGACUGCGGCGACGCCAGCGACGAGGCCGGCUGCGGCGCGCGCUGCUCGCCCGGCGCGCGCGCCUGCGCACACACCAGACAAUGCGUACUGAAUGAAUGGUGGUGUGACGGCGAAGUGGACUGCGGCGACGGGUCGGACGAGCAAGACUGCGCUCUCUCCGCUAACGUGACAGGCGAUGCAAAUUGGUGCGGGGAGCGCCUCCGCUGCGGGCGCGGCUGCGCGCCGGCCGCGUGGCGCUGCGACGGACGCAACGACUGCGGGCACGAUGAGAAGGACUGCGCGUCAAUGUCAUGUCCGGGCGACACAUUCCGGUGCGCGAACAACACGUGCGUGCCGAGCCGGCUGCUGUGCGACGGCGAGCCGGACUGCGGGCAGCCGGCCGGCGCCGACGAGGACCCCGCCAUCUGCGCGUGCGCACCUCACCAGACCAAGUGUCCGGACGGCCACUGCGUUUCACCCCCGGAACUCUGCACACCAAUCUACGCAGAGGAGAAGGGCCCGUGUACGUGGCGCACGUGCUCGCAGGUCUGCCUGCCCAAACACAAGAACCAUACGUGCAAAUGUGUGCCCGGCUACAAGCAGCGACUGAUGCCGGACGGCAGCCUCACUUGCGAGUCUACAGGAGAGAAGCCGCGCCUGGUAGUGGCACACAACGGGUCGCUCGUGUUCUGGGAGAUGCACAAGCGGGAGCAGAAGGCGGAGUACUCCGCGUUCGCUAAUGACAGCGCGGAGAUCAACAGCAUAACAUCCGCCUUCUUAGAGAACACGUGGUGGAUAUGGUGGGGCGACAGCGAGGGUCGCCUGCACCGCGCCCGCCUGCCCCCCGACUCGGCGGGCGUAUCCGAGGGGGCGGGGGGAGUGUUGGGGGGGGCGGAAGUGACGGUGCUGGCGCAGGGCGCCGUGGCGGUCAGGGGCGUGGCCGUGGACCCCGCGGUCGGGAGGCUCUAUUGGACCGUGCAGUUGCCGAAAGGCGGCGGCGCAAUAUACGUAGGCGCCUUGGACGGGCGGCGGCGCGUCACGCUGUACGAGCGCGCCGCGGCGGAGCCCGACGACCUCGUGCUGCACAACCGCUCGCGCGCCGUGUACUGGAGCGAGCGCGGCGCGGCGCCCGGCGUCAUGCGCGCCGGCGCGGACGGCAGCGACGCCAGGUGGCUGGUGACCAGGAGGGUCAGGCGCCCGACCGCUUUGACCAUAUUUGAUCCGCAGGAUAGACUAUACUUCGUGGACGCGUACCUAGACACGUUGGAGAGCGUCCGCCUCGACGGGUCGGAGCGCGUGAAGCUGGCCGCGUUCUCGGCACACGGGGGCCCCGGGCUCUCUCUGAACCCCGCGCCCGCCAUGUCGCUGCCCGGGGUGCGCGCUUGCACCAGGAUGGCCGCGCAUGAGGAUUGGAUUUGGUGCGCUACCGCUAGAGGUCUGUCGCGGGUGCCGCGGCGCCCGGGGCGGCCGCCGGCGACGCCGCGCGACUCCGAGCGGCUACACAUUUCUGCGUUGCAUAUACUGCAAGCCCCGCCCGAUAACGAUUAUGGAGAGAACCCGUGCCAGCCGGCCAACGGCUCGUGGAGCUGCCACAGCAGCGCGCUGUGCGUGCGCGGGCGCAGCCGCCGCGCCGCCUGCCUGUGCCCCGACGGGCUCGCGCCCACCGACGACGAGCCCGACGAGCACCGCCGCUGCGUGAUCCCGCGCGUCCCGCUGGGCGGGCCGCCCCCCGCGGAGCCGGCGGGCUGCGCGGGCGGCUGCGGGCCCGGCUCGUGCGCGGGCCGGCGCUGCGCCUGCCCCGCGCUGUACGCGGGCGCGCGCUGCCAGCACUACCGCUGCGCCGCGCACUGCCUGCACCGGGGGCGCUGUGCGGCCGCCCCGCCCGCCCCGGGGGCCGCGGGGGACGCGCCGCCGCCGCUUGUGUGCUUCUGUACCAGCGGCUACACUGGCAAACGUUGCGAGAUCCCUCUGACCGGCAACACGACAAUCGAAGCCCCCUCCAGCCCCGCCAGUGGAGGGGAGAAGAUCCCGAGUGGUGGGGAUGUGAGCCCCAGUGGUGGGGGCGCGAACAGUCGUGCCUGCGCGAUGCUGCACUGUGAGAACGGCGGCCAGUGCCGCCUGGAGGGGACGAAAGCGACCUGUCAGUGCUUGCCCGGAUUCCACGGCCCCCGCUGCGAGCAGUGCGCGGGCGCGGCGCCGUGCGCGGCGGGCGAGGUGUGCGUGCGCGCGCGCAGCCCGCCCGCCUGCGUGCACCUGCUGUGCGUCAGCUACUGCCUCAAUCAGGGCACUUGCUACGUGCUGAAAGUGGACGGCGCGCACAGCUCCGUGCGCUGCGCGUGCGCACGCGGCUGGGGCGGCGAGCGCUGCCAGCGCCGCGCCUGCGAGGACGAGGACUGCCGCGAGCACCACGACCAGGACAACAGGACCACGCAGGAACAACAAGAUUUGGAAACAACAUCAUGCUCCGACACGGGCUGCGACAACGGCGGCGCGUGCACAUUGGACGCGUGCGCGUGCGCAUCGCCGUGGGGCGGCGCGCGCUGCCGGCACUACGUCGGCCACGACCACGCCUGCCUCGCGCUGCGCUGUAAGACCAACUUCUGCGCGUGGAGGCCCGACCCCACGAACCCCAGCUCCCCGGGCGCGGCGUACUGCGUGCCGCCGCCGCCCGCCGCGUCGCACGCGUGGCUGAUCGCCAGCGUGCUGGUGGCGGCCGUGCUCGCCGUCUCGCUCGCCGCGCUACGGCUGUCCCGCUCCAGGCGGGCGUUCGCGCAUGCGCGGCUCGCCGACAACGUGGAGAUCUCCAACCCCAUGUACUUGGCGGGAGAGGACGAGCCGGACCCGAGGCCGCCGGAGAGGACGCAUUCGAACGGCGGCAGCCACUUCGCGAACCCCGUGUACGAGAGCAUGUACGCGCCGCAGCAGGGCGCGCCCACUGAGGAGCACGCCAACUUGCUGUCGAGCCCGGACGCGUCGCCCGAGCCCGCGGCGCUUCUCUGAACUAACUCCGACAAACAUAUCCAAAGCGGCCAGACUUGCCUUUACUUCUAGGCUAGAUUAGUUAAUAUUAAUACCCUAUUUAUAUGUUUCAUUUUAUUUUUUUAAGCAACGAAAGUGAUUUUCGGAAUAGCAUAAUAUUGACGGUAUUAAACUUAGCCCGCGUUGUGGUUGUUUAUUAUAAUGAUCUAUAAAAUUGAGACAAAAUAUAAGAUUUAGAAUAUAGAGAUAAUUUACGUCAUUUCUCUCUUUUAUGCAAAUGUAUUUCUUGUCUCAAGAAGCAAAUUAAAAAUCAAUCAAAUGUGUUGAUACGUAAAUACAGAAAUGAGUAAAAUAUCUUUUUUAGACGCGAUUGCUUCAAACACCUGUGCAUGCUGGUCUCAGAGUAAGCAUUUACCAACUCUUUUCAAACAUAUAAAUCCAAUCGCAGCGCGUGCUGAGUUUGAAUUAAAACCUCUUUUGACAUCGUCACUUUUCUUAAAUUUUAAGCAAUAUUUUCCUUGGUACAUAUUUCAGGUUAGUGACAUUAAUUUACAAUUGAUUUAAUGAAUGUGAUGAAUCUUUUUAAUUUUGUAAACACGUUGUGAUACUCCCGACCCUAGUACAUAAUUAUAUACUUAAUUUACACGUAAGUUGAGACGAUAUUGCUAUGAGAAACUCGGAAUGCUCAAAGUCACAAAACUUGUGCCAUAUUAAGCGAAAAGUAUUUUUAACUUUAUCAAUUGGAUUUAUUGAAGUUCCUGGCAUUAUAAUUAAGAAUUUAUAGCAAUAUCUUUAUUUAGAUUCUAUUAGUAUUUAAGUUGAAAUGUAAAUUGACACGUGUGGACAUAUUUUUGUUGGUAAUUAAAACUGACGAAACAUAUAACCAUUGGCAUUUUCCCGCCUCAUUGCAUCAUAUACAUUUGAAUGUCAACUCUUAAAUUACGUUACAUUUUAACUCAUUAAACAUUGAAAUUUCAGAUCUUGUAGCAAAUUUGUUAUUUGCACACGAAAGUUUUAACAUACAUAGCUGCCUGUAUGCAAUGAUUUCUUCCAAUUAUGCAAGAAGAAUAGCCAAAUGAUCAAGAAUAUGUCCACAAGUAGUCCCUCGUGACGCGGGCAGCUGUGACGGUUGUCGUUCGUAAUAUGUUUGCGGGUAAUUGCAGAAGAACAUCGACAUUAUUGUUAUUAUAGUACAUUUUUUUUUGUUUUCAAGGGAACGCUGCAUUUUUUCUUAAAUGCAUUUAAAUUCUCAAAAAAAACUUUAGCCUGGCGGCUGAUUAACGCAUAAAUAUGCAAGAAAAAUUGACAAGCCCCAAUUUUCAAAUAUAAUGUGGUCUUUAUUGACUUACUACUUCUGUGAUUCUUGAUAUUGUAGAAUUGGUUAAUUAAUAACAUCACACUCUUAUCGUUGGUCUUCAUAGUUUAAUAAUUAUAUAAGUUCGUUACUAAGAAGUGAACUUUGAAUUUAUUUGAAUCUCACUGCAAUCUACAUCUCGUAAAAUUUGAAGCGAAAACAGGGUGAAAACGUUGAAAUGAGACAAAUUAUUGUACUCUCUUACUUUUUAUUAUAAGUAUCAAU